AUGUCUGCUAAUUUUUCGGCCCAGCAUUCCAGCAAUCCAUUGCUCAUCCUUACUUGUCAGCAGGGUUCUCACCCCUUUCAGGAACGAAGAGUUGUUGUUAAUCAAAUAAUUAAGGUCGGACGAGCAGUGGCUCGUGUCAAGCCUUCACCUAAUAACGCCAUCUUUGAUUGCAAAGUCCUUUCGAGAAGCCACGCCUUGAUAUGGUUUGAAAAUGGUCAGGUAACACUCUUCGCCAAUCCAUCCCUCAGUUUUGGCUUCGAGAUACAAACAGUAGCAAUGGAACAUUCGUCAAUAACACAAGGAUUGUUAAAAGAUCCGAAGAUGAGUUUGCUGACAGAGAAAUCUUUUCCGGGGAUCUGA
Molecule: messenger RNA, 360 nt
Organism: Protopolystoma xenopodis
Lineage: Eukaryota; Metazoa; Platyhelminthes; Monogenea; Polystomatidea; Polystomatidae
Source: the annotation of a GenBank genome assembly